This is a messenger RNA of Epinephelus moara (kelp grouper), 1282 nucleotides long. It is a transcript of the gene nudt21, whose product is annotated as nudix hydrolase 21. The record is from RefSeq and is a predicted model, not a curated record. Lineage: Eukaryota; Metazoa; Chordata; Actinopteri; Perciformes; Serranidae. Gene Ontology annotation, cellular component: mRNA cleavage factor complex. The transcript is spliced from 7 exons. The coding region runs from base 177 to 866 and encodes 229 amino acids. Gene Ontology annotation, molecular function: mRNA binding.
ACGCACGUCACCCGGAAGAGAAGGCCGAGGGAAACGUCGGGAGCGAAAUUGUUGUGGACUGUCUGCAGAAGUGUUGAGCUUUAUUCUGCUAUUGAGAUAAUCCAGCUACUUACAAACCAACUACCACCCCAGGUACAUUUGCAGGAGGGUUUAGCCUCGUCGUGCUCACCUUAGAGAUGUCGGUCGUGCCUCCCAGUCGCUCGGCCGCCGGCUGGCCGCGCGGUGGUGCCGUUCAGUUUGGGAACAAAUACAUCAGCGGGCCUGCGAAACCGCUCACACUGGAGAGGACCAUCAACCUAUACCCUCUAACCAACUACACAUUCGGCACCAAGGAGCCUCUGUAUGAGAAGGACAGCUCAGUGGCUGCUCGGUUCCAACGGAUGCGGGAAGAGUUUGAUAAAAUGGGAAUGCGGAGGACGGUGGAGGGUGUUCUCAUCGUCCAUGAACACAGGCUGCCUCACGUCUUACUGCUGCAGCUGGGCACCACUUUCUUCAAACUGCCCGGGGGAGAGCUGAGUCCUGGAGAAGAUGAAGUGGAGGGUCUGAAACGCCUGAUGACUGAGAUCCUCGGACGGCAAGACGGCGUGAAGCAGGACUGGGUGAUUGAUGACUGUAUCGGCAACUGGUGGCGCCCCAACUUUGAGCCUCCGCAGUAUCCGUAUAUUCCAGCUCACAUCACCAAACCUAAGGAGCAUAAGAAGCUAUUCCUGGUUCAAUUGCAGGAGAAAGCGCUGUUUGCCGUCCCCAAGAACUAUAAACUGGUGGCAGCACCGUUGUUUGAACUAUAUGACAACGCUCCUGGAUAUGGACCAAUCAUUUCCAGUCUACCGCAGCUAUUGAGCAGGUUCAACUUCAUUUACAACUAACUUGAGUGAGCAGAAGUACGUCUGGCUGUCUCUGUGAGUGCAGUCCUGUGUGAGUGAAGAUGAGAGACAAUAUGGAGAAAAAAAUACUUCUCACCUUUGGCUCAGCUUUCACAAAAGAAAAGCUUGUCAUGUCAGGUAUAUUGACAGUUCACAGGGGUGUUUGUACUAUUACAAGAUAAUGAAAAUGUCAUGUGUCUGUUUUUUUUUUUAUCUUGAGAAACUCUGGUUUUGUAGUAAGCAAGUCUGUAUUCCAGUGUAUUAAGAGUCUGAUUUUAUGUCCUCUCAGAGGAGGCCAAUGUUUGAUUAAACAAACUACAUCAUUGCGUUUCCUGUUGUUUUAACCUGUAACAAUGCUGUGUAUUUUCUUUUUCUUUUUAAUAAAGCGGUCCUUUGAGUAUGUUUUUAUAAAGUACAAA